Molecule: messenger RNA, 3216 nt
Organism: Phasianus colchicus (ring-necked pheasant)
Lineage: Eukaryota; Metazoa; Chordata; Aves; Galliformes; Phasianidae
Source: RefSeq, a predicted model, not a curated record
AGGAUGAGGACCAGCAGCCCAGCACUGGCCUUACAUCACCAGGAUGAGGACCAGCAGCCCAGCAUUGGCUUCAGAUCACACUGGGGAUCUCAGGAUGAGGACCAGCAGCCCAGCACUGGCCUUACAUCACACUGGGGAUGGAUCUCAGGAUGAGGACCAGCAGCCCAGCACUGGCCUCAGAUCACACUGGGACUCACAGGAUGAGGACCAGCAGCCCAGCACUGGCCUUACAUCACACUGGGACUCACAGGAUGAGGACCAGCAGCCCAGCACUGGCCUUACAUCACACUGAGGAUCUCAGGAUGAGGACCAGCAGCCCAGCACUGGCCUUACAUCACAGUGGGACCCUCAGGAUGAGGACCAGCAGCCCAGCACUGGCCUCAGAUCACAGUGGGACUCACAGGAUGAGGACAGCAGCCCAGCACUGGCCUCAGAUCACACUGGGACCCUCAGGAUGAGGACCAGCAGCCCAGCACUGGCCUUACAUCACACUGGGACUCAGAGGAUGAGGAUCAGCAGCCCAGAACUGGCCUUACAUCACACUGGGACCCUCAGGAUGAGGACCAGCAGCCCAGCACUGGCCUUACACAACACUGGGGAUCUCAGGAUGAGGACCAGCAGCCCAGCACUGGCCUUACAUCACACCGUGACCCUCAGGAUGAGGACCAGCAGCCCAGGACCGGCCCUAUUGUUGUGGCUGCUCACCUCCUUGCCGGUCAGGACGUGCCGGGCCAGUUUGACCUUGGCGAAGUUGCCCUUGCCGAUGGUUUUCAGCAGCCUGUAGUUGCCGAUGUGGGGCUGCUCGUCGGCGGAGGUGGCCGAGUUGCGGCCCCGCAGCAUGUUGGGCUUCCCAGCUCCCUUCCCUUCCGCGUGGCCCAGCGCCGGCUGCGGGGGGACACAGAGGGGACACUCAGUUUACAGCCCCCCCCCCCCAGGAGGAGGAGAAGGAAGGAGAAGGGGGUGGAGAGGAGAGGGGGGGGGGUUUGGAGGCAGGCAGGGCUGGGAGCAAAGUCCGGGUGUGCCACACCGCGCCCCGGGCGGACCGGGAGCCGCCCCCGAUACCUGACGCAAGCGGGGUGGUUUCGGGCUCCCUAAGGACAGGGAGGAAGGGAUUUGCCCCACGCUGUCAGCUGUGGGGUUGUGGGGAAAUGGAGGGAGGGGUUCUGACCCGCAGGAGGGGGAAAACAGGGUGGGAUUUGGGGUUAAACGGAGACCUGCGCUGCGCGCAGCUCCGGAGCGGUGAUGCCAAAACUUUCAUGGCUGGCUCCAAAGCAGGGGUGGCUCCAAACCCCCACAUUCAGCCCCAAAUCCCCACAUCCAGCCCCAAAACGGGGAUGACUCCAAACCCCCACAUCCAGUCCCAAAUCUCCACAUCCAGCCCCAAAACAGGGAUGUCUCCAGACCCCCACAUCCAGCCCCAAAUCUCCACAUCCAGCCCCAAAAUGGGGAUGUCUCCAAAAACCCAAAACCAGCCCCAAAACUGGGAUGUCUCCAAAUCUCCACAUCCAGCCCCAAAACUGGGAUGUCUCCAAAAACCCAAAACCAGCCUGAAAUCCCCACAUCCAGCACCAAAACAGGGAUGUCUCCAAACCCCCACAUCCAGCCCCAAAAUAGGGAUGACUCCAAAUCCCCACAUCCAGACCCAAAUCUCCACAUCCAGCCCCAAAACAGGGAUGUCUCCAAAAACCCAAAACCAGCCCCAAAACUGGGAUGUCUCCAAAAAUCCAAAGCCAGCCCCAAAACUGGGAUGUCUCCAAAUCCCCACAUCCAGCCUGAAAUCCCCACAUUCAGCCCCAAAACAGGGAUGUCUCCAGACCCAAAUCUCCACAUCCAGCCCCAAAAUAGGGAUGACUCCAAACCCCCAAAUCCAGCCUGAAAUCCCCACAUUCAGCCCCAAAAUGGGGAUGUCUCCAAAUCUCAACAUCCAGCCCCAAAACGGCGAUGUCACCAGACCCCAACAUCCAGCCCCAAAUCCCCACAUCCAACACCAGAAUGGGGAUGUCUCCAAAUGAACAGGGAUGUCACCAAACUCCAAAUCCCCACAUCCAGCCCCAAAUCCCCACAUCCAGCCCCCAAAUCCCCACAUCCAGCCCCCAAAUGGGGAUAUCUCCAAGUAUACAGGGAUGUCUCCAAACCCCCACAUUCAGCCCCAAAACAGGAAUGUCUCCAAAAACCCAAAGCCAGCCCCAAAACUCCAUAUCCAGGCCCAAAACCAGGAUGUCUCCAAAAACCCACGUUCCAUCCCAAAACAGAAAUGUCUCCAAAAACCCAAAGCCAGCCCCAAAUCCCCACAUCCAGCCCCAAACCCCCAAAUCCAUCCCCAAAGCGCCCCAUGUACCCAAAUUCAGCCCCAAAGCCCUCAGCCCCAAACCCCGUGCUCCUCCCAGGCUCUAUUUCCACAUCCCACCCCCAAAUCCCCACUUUCUGCCCCCAAAUCCCCACUCCCUGCCCCCAAAUCCCCACUCCCUGCCCCCCAAAACAGCCUCUCCACAUCCCCACGCUCAGCCCCACAGCUCCCAAAGGAGCUGGCUGCUGCCCACCCCAAAUCCCAGCACCCCAUAUCAACACCCCCUUCCCCCCCAGAGAUGGAAAACCCCAAAACAGGGAUGUCUCCAAAACUCCACAUCCUGCCUCAAAACGGGGAUGUCUCCAAAAACCCAGAACCAGCCCCAAAACUCCAUAUCCAGCCCCAAAACCAGGAUGUCUCCAAAUCCCCACGUUCCGUCCCAAAACAGAAAUGUCUCCAAAAACCCAGAGCCACCCCCAAAUCCCCACAUCCAGCCCCAGAACAGGGAUGUCUCCAAACCCCCACGUCCCAUCCCAAAACAGGAAUGUCUCCAAAAACCCAAAGCCAGCCCCAAACCCCCACAUCCAUCCCCAAAGCGCCCCAUGUACCCAAAUUCAGCCCCAAAGCCCUCAGCCCCAAACCCUGUGCUCCUCCCAGGCUCUAUUUCCACAUCCCACCCCCAAAUCCCCACUUUCCGCCCCCAAAUCCCCACAUCCCGCCCCCAAAUCCCCACUUUCUGGCCCCAAAUCAGCCUCUCCACAUCCCCACAGCUCCCAAACGACAGCGCUGUGGGGCUGAAGACCACCUGGGGGUCCCCGUGGUGGUCCUACAAUACGCAUCGAUGGGCUGUAGGGCAGCCGCCCCCCCGACUGCAUCACCCCAAAGCAUCCAAGCCCGCACCCGCUUCGCUCAUUAGCACUUCUGCUUAA